Molecule: messenger RNA, 1629 nt
Organism: Colletotrichum truncatum
Lineage: Eukaryota; Fungi; Ascomycota; Sordariomycetes; Glomerellales; Glomerellaceae
Product: qde-2-interacting protein
Cellular component (GO): nucleus
Molecular function (GO): nucleic acid binding
Source: RefSeq, a predicted model, not a curated record
AUGACGGACUCGUUUCUCAACAGUGAGCCGUGCAAGGAAUUCUCUCAUGGCAAGGAGAACAAAGAAUUCGUCGAUCGUCUCACUAAAAUCCUAGGCGCAGGUUUCCGAUUCAACGAUCAAGUUUGUCACAAGUCAGACGAGGUGAUCGAGGAUUUUACUCUUGACCCUCUCGCACUCGACCGACACAUUGCUGCAAUCAAAGCCGCUAAAGGAGGAAAAGAAACCAAGUCAGUCAGCGGCUCAACUGGCAAAGCAAUACCGCAUGUCUCUAGUCUCAACUAUGUGCCAUCUACAUCCGCGAAGCUGUCUGCCGCCGAAUAUAACGCACUUGUGACGAAGACUUUCCCAGAGUAUGAGACCCUAAAGCCAGGAGAUUGGUCAGAAAAAGACGCGAUGUUCGUUGCUUGGGAUUUGGUCAGACGCUAUCCUACAUCCUACAUCGGUAAGACCAACCGACCCAAGGCCGCUCCUUUCUUUGAGAGCAUGACCGAAGAGCAGACCUGGGACUUCUUCUACGUAUACCAUCCCAAAAUGCUCCAUGAGUCGCCUUACAUAUUCGUCCCCACCAAGCAGUUCAAUCACUUCCUUGAUAUCAUUAACGCCUCCAUUCAGACCAAACUCACUAUCCCUGAUGGGCAACCUGGCGAGAAGUUCUACAUUACAUUUGGAUCUAGCUGCACCAUUCGCCCCAAAUACGUUGGACGUUCAUCCUCCCACAACGAAUAUCUGGCUCUGCAGGGCGCAAUUCCUCCCCCGGUCGACGAAGAUGCCUGCCAAGGUGCACUCAUUCAUGGCAUGGACUUUUUGCUAGCCAACCUUAACGCCCACCUCGAUACAACCACGACGAAGAGCAAAAGCAGAAAGAAGAAGCAAGCGAAAGCCCAGAAUCGCGCUGAAUCUAUUUAUGACGCCCAGACGUACCUUGGCCUCCGACCCCAGGCGGGCGUUAUCGAGGGGAAAGAGAAGUUGAAGACCGAUGAGCUGGUCCCUAACGCCCUGAUCAAGGAGGUCAUCUUCAUAUGCAUCGAUAUUGAGGUUGCCGAAGAGCACCAUGGUACUAUUUUGGAGGUCGGAAUGUCUGUGUUGGACACCAAGGACAUCGUCGAUAUUCCGCCUGGUGAAACCGGACAAAAUUGGUUUUCUUACAUCAAGAGUCGCCAUCUGGUCACGGCUGACUAUAAACAUAUCGUGAACAGGAAGUACGUCAAGGGCUGUCCUGAGCUUUUCAACUUUGGUGAAAGCGAGUAUCCUAAUGUCAAUGAACUCAGAGACAAGAUUCUCUCCACCUUCAACGAGCUAUCAACCUCUGGCGUUCCCAAGAAAGAAAUGCCCUUUCGCAACAUCGUUCUCGUCGGCCACGACCUCGACUCCGACCUCAGCUACAUGGCCAGCAUGAAUGUUCACCCCUGGAGCGUCGACGGCUUGUUGCGCUGCCUUGAUACGAAGGACAUGCACCAGGCCUGGAGAGAGGAAGGUCAAGGUCGCAGCUUGGGAUUUGUGUUGCAAGACCUGGAAAUUCCGUCCAAGAACCUUCACAACGCUGGAAAUGAUGCUGCUUAUACCCUUCGUGCGAUGCUUGGCGUGGCUGUUCGUGCCAGAAUGGAUGAACAAGUCGGAAGGAAGAAGUGA